GAAACAUGGCUGGGUAAGCAAUUUGUCGCAUAGUGGAGUGGUAAAGCAUGGGUAUUACAGUCAUUUCACACACAUACAACGGCUACAUGAUCGCCGACCCUGUUAAAGCAAGCAGCCUCCACGCUCUCUCUCUCUCUCUCUCUCAAGUAGAAGAAGAGUAAGUAACCCCAGUUUCAGUUUCAGAUCUGCUCGCUCAUCAUCCAGCCAUGAACAUCUUCAAGAAGAAGACUUCCCCCAAAGAUGCAUUGAGGGAGAGCAAAAGAGAAAUGGCCGUCGCCACACGCGGUAUUGAACGUGAAAUCGCAUCUUUACAAAUGGAGGAGAAGAAAUUAGUCGCGGAGAUUAAAAAAACAGCUAAAAUUGGGAAUGAGGCUGCCACCAAGAUAUUAGCUCGCCAGCUUGUUCGUCUUCGACAACAAAUAACAAAUUUGCAGGGGAGCCGUGCGCAGAUUAGAGGUGUAGCAACUCAUACACAGGCUCUUUAUGCCAACACAUCUAUCUCUACUGGAAUGAAAGGUGCAACAAAAGCAAUGGUUGCCAUGAACAAGGAAAUGGCCCCAGCAAAACAAGCUAAAGUGAUCAAGAAUUUCCAGAAGGAGUCAGCUCAGUUGGACAUGACGAUCGAGAUGAUGUCUGAGUCAAUUGAUGAAACCCUAGACAAAGAUGAGGCUGAAGAGGAAACAGAGGAGCUUACAAACCAGGUGCUUGAUGAGAUUGGUGUAGGCAUCGCUUCACAGUUAUCUUCUGCACCAAAAGGUCGACUCGGACCCAAGAAGGUUGACAAUACUGUCCCCAGCUCUGUGCCAAAUGAUGUUGAUGAUCUUGAAAAGAGACUUGCUUCUCUUCGACGCAUUUGAUAUGUGAGACGUUGCAUCCAGACGAGGACCAGAAGUCUUUUGUGUAUAGUCUUGUAUCGUCUUUAUAAAUGUUAGUAUAAUGAACACUGAAAAUUAUUUGUUUUUCCUUUUCUAAGCAUCGAUAAUAUGUAAUCAAACCAAAAUUAAGACCCAUUAAACAAAUUAUAAACUAUUAGUGGAUUUAUGUA
Helianthus annuus (common sunflower) is the source of this 1045-nucleotide messenger RNA. Its product is annotated as vacuolar protein sorting-associated protein 2 homolog 2. The transcript has 11 exons. The record is from RefSeq and is a predicted model, not a curated record. Gene Ontology annotation, biological process: protein transport; endosome transport via multivesicular body sorting pathway; late endosome to vacuole transport. Gene Ontology annotation, cellular component: ESCRT III complex; multivesicular body. Lineage: Eukaryota; Viridiplantae; Streptophyta; Magnoliopsida; Asterales; Asteraceae. Bases 207 to 857 code for a protein of 216 amino acids.